GACUUCCGGUAGAGCCCGGAGUCGUAGCGCGUCGCCGUCAUGGCAGCCGAGGAGAAGGACCCGCUGAGCUAUUUCGCGGCGUACGGGAGCAGCAGUUCAGACUCUUCGGGCGAGGAGGAUAACAGUGAGCAGGAAGACACGAACCGCAAGACCCCAGAUCCGGCAAAGUCGUCGGGCGGCUGCGGGAACAAGGCGGAGAAGCGGCUGCCGGGACCGGACGAGCUGUUCCGGAGCGUGACUCGCCCAGCCUUUCUCUACAAUCCGCUCAACAAGCAGAUCGACUGGGAUCGGUUCGUCACAGAGCUUCUUGAUGUGCUUACUUAACAGCCUCCAAAGGAAUUCAAAAUAUGGAAGUCAAAUUAUGUACCACCUCCCGAGACCUACACUACUGAGAAGAAACCUCCCCCUCCGGAGCUGGAUAUGGCAAUAAAAUGGUCGAACAUAUACGAGGACAAUGGAGAUGAUGCCCCACAGAAUGCUAAGAAAGCUAGGCUUUUACCCGAAGGGGAGGAGACAUUGGAAUCAGAUGAUGAGAAAGAAGAACAUACUUCCAAAAAGCGCAAAGUAGAACCAGGAGAAUCAGCAAGAAAGAAAAAGUAGAAAGCAACAAAGAAUGAGACUUCUGGACUGUUAAACCUGUUGAAAUGUGUCUUUGGUCAGAUUAGUUUGAUUUUGUGGAUUAUUAUGACAAAACAUCUCCAUGGAAGUAUGUGAGUUAAUGAAUUAAUAAGUAUUGCUUCAAGAACUUUCCACUGUAGAAUUCAUUUUUUUAUUUAAAACUUGUAUGUAUUUAAAACACAAAUGACGACCUGUGAUUGUGAAAAUGACAAUACUUGGAAGCAUUCUUGCUGUCCGUCACAGAGUUGGUGGUGUACUUUGAGAGUUGUCACAUACUGACAUGCCAGUGUUCUAUGAACCUUUUAUAAAGGAAUAUAUUUUUAAAGUUAAAUAUAUUGUAAUGUACUGUGAACUUGUGGGGUGCUUUUCAUCAGUGUUUGUACAGUGUAAAUAAAUCAUGGACAUAAAACUACUUAAUUCAAUAUUGCUCUUACUCCAUGACACUGACAUUUAAAUAUCUGUCACAAGUCCCCUCCUUCCCGUGUGGUAGGAUUACCAUCUAGGGAGUAUCUCCUAUGUUGCAAGUGCUUUGUGAAUAUAUUGUCUCUGAUCCUCAGACAACUUCAUAAGCAGGUGUUAGUGUCCUCAUUUUGUAAUGAGGACAACAUCAGUGAUGAACACAGAAUUUAACUCAGGAUCCUGGAACUCCAGAACGCAUUAAACCACUGGUCUGCCAAUCAAAAUCCAGAACUGCACUAACUGCCAUUUUCCCAUGGACUCGACUGUUAUAGUUGAAAUUGUUUCUACCACUGAUUGACUGACUGUAUAAAUCUACUAAAAAUAAGGGUCUUCUACAAAGGUUUACCAGAUCCAGUAAAGAAAAGUAGAGGGCACUGAUGAAAUUUGAAUUUCAAACAGUGUUUCACUAUUUGUGAUAUUUGGGACAUAGCUUACAUUAAGAAUUUACCUGAAAUUCACAUUUAACUGGGCAUCUUGUUUUUUUCUUGUUACUGUUGGGGACCACACCUAGUGGAUGCAAAACCUCCAUCAUGGUAGGCAGACCCUCUACCACCAGCUAGACCCUUGGCCCCAAACAUUUUAUCUAGCAAUACUACUUCUGUGUAGCAUAUUUUCUUCUCC
Molecule: messenger RNA, 1698 nt
Organism: Fukomys damarensis (Damara mole-rat)
Lineage: Eukaryota; Metazoa; Chordata; Mammalia; Rodentia; Bathyergidae
Gene: CUNH1orf52
Product: chromosome unknown C1orf52 homolog
Exons: 3
Source: RefSeq, a predicted model, not a curated record